Molecule: messenger RNA, 855 nt
Organism: Ostreobium quekettii
Lineage: Eukaryota; Viridiplantae; Chlorophyta; Ulvophyceae; Bryopsidales; Ostreobiaceae
Source: the annotation of a GenBank genome assembly
AUGGGCUCCGGCGGCCUCCAAACCCCGAGUUGGAAGGCCAUCCGGGAUGGGCUGCGCGGGGACGGAUUCGCCAUCGUCGACAACUUCCUUGACGGCGCCGACCUCCUAGCCCUCAGGCAGGAAUGCGAGGCCGUUGUGGAAGCGACGCUCGCCAGGCUGCGGUGCCCAUACAGUAACGGAGAUCAGGUGGCAAGGGUCAGUGGGUGCAUUUUCCAACCUGUUCGGCCUGACUGCGAUGGUGUGCAUGGCCUGGGUGGUUACCUCCAGGCCAGGAAGGCAUGGCCGUGCAGCACAAGAGUGGCCGAACUGUUGCUGGGUGGGAAGAUGAGAGAGCUUGUUAAACACUGCUUGGGGACCGGAGGCUUCGUCUUCAACGACCAGUACAUUGUGAAGCCCCCAUCAUCGCAACUCACUGCCUUCAAAUGGCACCGGGACUCUGAUCAGCUGUGUGCCUCUGAGGUCGACUACCAACCUUACAUAUCAGUGUGGUGUGCGCUUGACAACAUGACUGAAGGCAAUGGCGCCCUUACGCUGCUGCCCGGGAGCGCUGUAUCCUGGCAGUCUGACGCAGCAUCAGCUCGCCCUGAAAUGGACGCACGCCUUUGCUCAAACAUGCCUGAUUCCACCGCCCUCGACCGACAGGUCGUUGCCAACAUAUCUGCGGGCUCACUGGUCGUUUUGAGCGACACUGUCCUUCACAGGAGUGGUCCAAAUCUCAGCAGCUUCAGCCGGCGAGCAUGGAUGCCCCAAUUCUCCAGCAAGCCGAUCUUGUGCAAGGCUACAGGGUGCCCCAUCGCGCAUGCCGUUCCACUCGAGGCCCUCCAAGAGCCUGGCAAUGUAAAUCAUGACAGCUGA